Plenodomus lingam JN3 is the source of this 114-nucleotide messenger RNA. Lineage: Eukaryota; Fungi; Ascomycota; Dothideomycetes; Pleosporales; Leptosphaeriaceae. The record is from RefSeq and is a predicted model, not a curated record.
AUGAAAACAGAAACAGAAAAAAAGACACAAGAAAAGAAUAAGCAUAACACCCGCAGCGGAUAUAACCUCUUCCAUACCGGGUAUGACACGCACCUCGACAUCACGCGCAUAUAA